UAGUUGCAUGCUUUAAAUUCCUUAGCUCCUUAGCCCGCGCACGCGCAGUGCGUGAUUGUCGUGCCUCAAGAUAUUCGGGGUUUAAUCAACCAGGUCUGCCAAAGACAACCCCUCCAUCGCUUCGGCCGUCGGACUAUUCUGAUCCUGAGAUUACCCUCGUCAGACACAAUGGGUGUUAAUGUUCUGCUUGUCUGCCUCUGCCUCAUGGCCAUGUUCGCGCUGUGUCCCUGCAAAACUGAUAGCUGGUCCUGGAAGGACUGCUCUGGGAAGGACGAUGCAAUGAAGAUACUGAAAGUUAAUCUCUCCAAGAACACUGGGGAUUUCAAUGUUUCAUACAGUCUUGGAAAAAGGGUUGUUAAUGGAAAUGUCUCAGUCAACGUUACAUAUGGUGUUGUGCCAUCGUAUUUCAACACAAUUUCUCUCUGCAAAAUAUUCAAGUGCCCACUGGAGAAAGGAAACGGGACAUUUGCUCUCUCUAAUCCUAUUGAGCCGUACUUCCAUCCGCUAUCAGCAGCUUUUACUGAGUGAACAAAAUAGGAAUAUGUUGUAGUUAACCAUGCUGGAGGGAGCAAUUUAGAAGUCCAAAUUAGGAUGGGUGAUUUUGUGUUUGAAAUUCUGGUUUAAUUCAUGUUCACAGGGAGACUACACACUCUACGCUGUUUUGAGAAACAUGGAAAAUGCAGAGUUGGCCUGUAUCAAGGUUGAAGUAAUAAAGAAAUCUCUUUGAUUUGGUAGCUAUUUUGGAUUGUUUAGUGUAAUACGAGAGACCUUGGACCAGACUAAGUGUGUGUUAUUAUUAAUUUCACCAUGGAUUAAGUGCUGCCUGUAUUAUUGCUGAGCACAUGAAAUUGUGCAUCGCACCUCA
Molecule: messenger RNA, 865 nt
Organism: Geodia barretti
Lineage: Eukaryota; Metazoa; Porifera; Demospongiae; Tetractinellida; Geodiidae
Source: the annotation of a GenBank genome assembly